Messenger RNA from Fusarium sp. VM40, 1389 nucleotides. NCBI's taxonomy places the organism in Eukaryota, Fungi, Ascomycota, Sordariomycetes, Hypocreales, Nectriaceae. The record is from the annotation of a GenBank genome assembly.
AUGGCUAUCACACCCCUCUUCCGAGCUCUGCUCAUCGUUGGCCUUCUGGCCUGCCUUGUAGCCUCCAGUGGUCCUAACCCCGAGCCCCUGGACCAAAACUACAACAUCCCCUACAAGCCCGAUGACUACGACAGGGAGGCUUUGGACAAGGCCCGUGUCAAGGUUGCUCCUCAGGUCACCCCCAUGCCCUCCCCCGUCAAGCGCCAAGAAGGUAUCAAGAUCUACAGCUGUGGUGGAGGUCAAAAGCGCGAGGAGCACGGCAGCUGUGGUUGCAGCUCUGGUAGAAAGCACUCGCCUCUCUCCAAGCGCCGGAAUACCUCCAUGUGUGGUCGCGACUUGGGCAACCAGCCCGCGCAGCCCACCAAUGUCCCGGAGCACAACUGCUGUGGUUGCAACUCGGGUAGAGAGCACAAGCCACCCACCAAGCGUGAGGAGAACAACAGCUCUGCCAUCGCCUCGGAAGCCAAGCUCCCAUAUCCUCCUCUCGAGCUGCAUCCAGCCUAUCCCGGCUCAGAUCUUGUAUUUCCAGCGUCGGAGCUCGAAGUCCUGAAACAGUGGGCUGCCGAGGGCAAGUACACCAGCUGCAACUCAGGCAUGAAGGAUAAGCUACCUAAGCGUGACCACCUGGAGAUGUACCCAACCUAUCCCGGCUCAGAUCUCGCAGUCCCAGCGUCAGAACUCGAAGUCUUGAAGCAGUGGGCUGCUGAGGGCAAGUACCCUGAGAUCACUGCCAACAUGAACAAGCAUCCCAUGUCGAAGCGUCUGCCCCCUUCCUUUGAGUCUUUCGAGGAGCUCAAGAAACACCGAGAAGAGAUCAAGAAACAAAAGGAACAAUUGUCACGCGAGAAGGCUCUCCAGAAGGGCCUUGAAUCCUACGAGAAUGAAAGGAUUGCCGCCAUCGCCGAUGUUGAUGUCAGGAUCCAGCAGACACGCGUCCCAGACGAAGAUGGUGACCUCCCUGUUGUCAUCAAGAUCACAAUCACCAACAACAGCAAGUGGAAGAUCACCUACUGUGACAAGACAUCUCCCAUCAGCAGCAACGCCUACAAGAUGGGCUUCUUCGAGGUGAUCUCUCGCGAGUUGCGCGCAGACAUCGGGGCCCCAGCCAACAACACCCUGGCCGCAACCCAGCCAAGUUGGGGAGAGUGCAGCCGCGAUCUGUACAGCGGCGAGUCGGCUUCCACCUGGAUGACUUUCCCUCCCCCUGACGCUCUCGACAACCCCAAGCUUGGAUCUUUGAAGGGCGGAAAGUACGAUGUCCGCCUGACGGGAGUGUGGCACGGAAUUCAGGCGAUGGGUGAUCCUGAGGUUGACCCUAAGUGGGAUACCAAUGAGUGGUCCACCUACACUCAUCGUUUCUCCUCCAACACCAUUACCAUUGAUAUGUAA